Messenger RNA from Akanthomyces muscarius, 1653 nucleotides. RefSeq lists its product as uncharacterized. The coding region runs from base 1 to 1653 and encodes 550 amino acids. The transcript has 6 exons. Lineage: Eukaryota; Fungi; Ascomycota; Sordariomycetes; Hypocreales; Cordycipitaceae. The record is from RefSeq and is a predicted model, not a curated record.
AUGGCGGCCGAUUGGGAGACCAAGGCUGCGGAGCGCCGCCAGCAGCUAAGCAACGCCAUCCCGGGAGACUGGCGGCUCAAGCCGGAGCUUCUUGGUGAGCUCAAGACGCCGCUCGAACAGUCCGACAACAAUGUCCUCGAGCUCGGCUUCUGCAAGCGCUCCGGUAUCCUCUCCGAGAAAGAGCUUGGUAUUACUGAGUCGUACAAGGUGUCUGAGCUGCUGGGGGCACUCGCCAGCGGCCAACUAACAGCGCUCGAGGUCACGACGGCGUUUUGCAAGCGUGCCGCCAUUGCCCAUCAGCUUCUCAACUGCUGCACGGAAAUCUUCUUUGACAAUGCGCUGCAGAGGGCCAAGGAACUGGAUGCGCGGCGGGCAAACGGCGAGCCUCUGGGCCCGUUUCACGGCCUGCCGAUUAGCUUAAAGGAUAAUCUGCAGGUGGAGGGCGUGCCGGCGACGAUUGGGUUGGUGCACUUUUUCGACGACGUGUCGGAGAAGAACUCGGCUGUUGUCGACAUCAUCCUUACCAGCGGCGCCGUGAUUUACUGCAAGACCAACGUGCCGCAGACCAUGAUGACUGUAGACAGCCACAACAACAUCUUUGGACGAACUCUGAACCCCCUCAACACGAGCCUUUCGGCUGGUGGCUCAAGUGGUGGUGAGGGUGCCAUUGUCGGCUUCAGGGCGUCGCCUUUGGGCCUGGGUACCGAUGUAGGAGGUUCUGUUCGAUUUCCAGCGGCUUGCAACGGCGUCUACGGGUUCCGUCCUACCGUUGGACGCAUUCCUGCUGGCGACACAAAGGUUUGCAUCGACCCAGGCAUGCGCCAGAUUAAAGCAUGCAUCGGUCCACUGGCAGGCGACGUCGACGCCCUGGACCUGCUCAUGAAAGUGGUCGUCGACUCUCGACCGUGGAAGCUUGACUCGACCGCCAUUGAUGUUCCUUGGCGCGACGUCAAGAUCGAGGCUGCUCGCAAGCUUCGUAUCGGUGUCAUGGCCGUGGACCCAGCGUUUCCACUUCACCCACCCAUUCGCGAUGCCGUCAAGGAGGCUUCGAACAAGCUCGCCGCGGCUGGCCAUGAAAUGAUUCAGCUCCAACCCUCCGAGUGCCUCCUCUGGGAGGCCAUCCAGACGGCGUUUAGUCUCUUCUUGCUCGACCCUACCGGGGGGCGCCUCGUGGAGGAGGCCGGUGAACCUCCGAUCCCCUCGCGCGCUAGUCUGGCAAAGGGCCUCAUGUUUGCUCCUUGGACAUACCUGGCCGACAUGAAGGACCUGGAAGGGUUGGACCGUCUGUCGGCGCUGAACAAGAAGAGGGUGGCGAUUACGAGCGCGUGGCACGCAAAUUACACCAAGCACAAGCUGGAUGCGGUCAUUGGGCCGCUGAUGCAGCAUACGGCAGCUCCGCAUGACGAGUUUGCAAGUUCGGCAUAUGGUACCAUCUUUAACCUGAUUGAUUAUCCGGCAUGUGUAAUUCCAUUUGGCAAAGCGGCCGCCAAAGGAGGGGAGACGUUUGAACUGAAGCCUGGUCAAUACGCGUCCGAGUACAACCCAGCAAAGUCGGAUGGUAUGCCCUGCACGAUCCAGAUUGUGACGCCAACCAUGCGAGACGAAGAGUGUCUGGCCAUUGCCAAGGUCAUUGACACGUGCCUAAACAAGUGA